This is a messenger RNA of Zootoca vivipara (common lizard), 4023 nucleotides long. RefSeq names its product poly(ADP-ribose) polymerase family member 9 (gene PARP9). NCBI's taxonomy places the organism in Eukaryota, Metazoa, Chordata, Lepidosauria, Squamata, Lacertidae. Gene Ontology annotation, biological process: positive regulation of type II interferon-mediated signaling pathway; protein poly-ADP-ribosylation; negative regulation of gene expression. Gene Ontology annotation, cellular component: cytoplasm; nucleus. The record is from RefSeq and is a predicted model, not a curated record. Gene Ontology annotation, molecular function: NAD+ poly-ADP-ribosyltransferase activity; transcription corepressor activity; ubiquitin-like protein ligase binding.
CGCUCUGACGCACCGGGUUACGGAGGAGGCAGGUUGGCUGCUUUUCCGGGAAGGCUUCCCCGCCGCUUGCCUAGCGAAGCCGAGCGAUGGGCAGAAGCCCAACCGGUGAGGCAGGUCCGGCCCCGCACGCCCGGUUGCAGCUCAAAAUGCUUGUACGAGAGCGGAGGAAAUGGGUGAGAUGAGAUGCCCGACCUCAGGGCUCGUUCCCGUGGCGAGACGUUUCGUCCUUCGAAGAAGAUCACGAUCUUGUGACUUCGUUCAUUGCAUUACUUCUUAGUACCUCUGCUUUCUCGUCUAGGAAUUGCUGGAGCGAAUUAAGAAGCUGAAUAUCCAACACGACUUCUGCUUGAGUGCAGGAAGUUCUUGCAACUGAUUGGAAGCUGCACCUUGGUUGUCAAAUGUUUCAGAAGCCGAAUGAGAUUCUGGACCAGAUUACGUUCGACAACCGAAAUUUGACUAAGCAUUUUAUUAAAAUCAGACUUGGGGAGCCUGUGGCCUUCUAGAUGGUCUUAGGUUCCAGUUCCCAUCAGCCCCAGCCAACAUGGCGGAUGGCUUGGAGUGAGGAGAGCUGUGGGCCGCAGGAUCCCCACCCCUGCUUUAAAGGACAAGAAGAUUGUGAUCUGGGAAGCAACUUGACAAUGGGGUUGAAGUUCCAGCAAGGGUCUCCAUGGCAACCAGACCAGAGGAUUCCAAGGCAGGCCAGUGUGGCAAAAGCAGCUCCUUGCUGCUUACCCUAGGCCAAUGGAAAAUGGAGGAGCAAAGCAGCAACAUCUAAGAGGGGACAAAAAAAGAGGGAAUUCAAGAUGGGGAACAUGAUGAAAUUGUUGACUUCCAGUUCUGAGACUCCACAAAAUGACAAUGCAGAGAUCAGAAUGCCAAUAGAUGAGGAAAUGUUAUCAAUUCCAAUCAGUAACAAUGUUUAUGCAAUUCUUAAGAGGAGAGAGAACUACCUAUGUAGUCUGCUCGAAAAGAAGUUUGGCUGCAUAACUGUCCUAAAGAGCAUAAGGAAUCCCACUGAAGUGUACAGGAAAAGCCUGAAGGAAGGAAUUGAAGUUUCUGUCUGGGUAGAUGAUCUUACAAGACACGAGGCCGAUGCUUUGGUGAAUGCAGCCAACGAAUACCUGCAUCACUUUGGAGGCCUUGCAUUUGCCCUCCUGAAAGCUGGAGGGCCAGAAAUUGAAGAGCAUUGCAAGCAUUUCAUUGAAAAGAACGGGCCGCUCAGCGCUGGCCAAAUUGCAGUCACUAGUGGAGGAAGACUCCAUUGUAAGCAAGUCAUCCAUGCAGUGGGCCCAAGAUGGUCAGAGGAGCAGAGGGAGGAAUGUUGCCUCAAGCUGGAAGCAGCCAUCAUCAAUAUUCUGAAAUAUGUCAAUGCUCCAGAAAACAAUAUCAAGUCCGUGGCCAUUCCUGCCCUGAGCUCUGGAAUCUUCAACUUCCCGCAGGAUUUAUGUGCUCAAGUAAUCGUACGGACUAUAAAGAAUUUUAUUCAGUUAGCUCCAUUAUUUGGUUACUUGCAAGAAAUCCACCUCGUGAACAUUGAUGAGACCACAGCUGAAGUCAUGAAAAGGGCGUGUGAAGAGUUGCUAGGCACCAACGAUGUCAUGCCUCUGGCGGGAGCGGCAGACGCCAUCACAGUCAAUGAUCUCUGUCUCCAGAUAAAAAAAGGGAACAUAGAAGCGCAGCAAGCUGCCAUUAUUAUUAGCUCUGUGACUGUGCAAGAUGAUCUAUCUCAAGGAACCAUCUCAAGAGCAAUCCUCGAAAAGGCAGGUCCAGCUAUCCAGGAGCAAUUUCUCUCUGAGUUACAGAGACAUCCAGCAGAUAACCUUAAACUCAUAGUUACAAAAGGGUGCAAUAUUGACUGCGAGUUUGUGCUCCAUGUAGUAUGGCCAUCUUACAGUGAAUGCAACGCACAGGAGGCACUAAAAGCUGCAGUUUCUAAAAGUCUUCUCAAGGCUCAAGAACAGCAGUCCUCAUCAGUUUGUUUUCCUGUCCUUGGGAUUGAAGAUUUACACAUGCCAAAGGAUGAAGUGGUAGAGAUUAUGGUGGAGGAAAUAAUACACUUUGCGGAGGAAUAUCCUGGGAAGAAGCCAGAUGUAUUCAUUGUGGUUCCUCCAGAUGACAGUGAUGUUUAUGAGGCUUUCUUCACCAAGCUUAUGUCAGUCAAAAACAAACUGGAAGAAAAGAUGGACUGCAGCAAUAUGGAUAGCAUGGAGGUACAGACUGACAUACAAGCCGAUGGAGGUUGUGAAAAAAACGGACCAUUUGUGGAACUUAUUGGACGCAGCCAGGAAACGCUGGAGGAAGCAGGACUGUGGCUCCAAAACAUCAUACAAGUUGAGGAAACUCACCGGAUCGUUAUUCAAAAUUAUAACCUCCUCAACCUUGGCAGUGGUCAGCCAGUUGAGCUGUCUCAUCUCCAGCAGCACUUUGGCAUAACCAUAGUGGAGAGUUUGACCGGGGAGGGUGCAGCCCUCGAGAUUGAAGGUUCCCCCCGAGCCGUGAUUGAUGCAACAUUUGCUAUUGAAUUCAUGCUGCAGACUACAGCCAAGCAAGAAAUGAAGACAGGCGGACCUUUGAGAAACUCUCCUCAUCAAGAAGGCCACACAGAAAUAGCGAGUAAAUACUGUUACCAAGUCACUCCGAUAGAGUCAUAUCUUCAAGAAUUCAAGUACAAGGAGAAACAGCUUGAAAAAGCGGGCCUCCGGGUUCUGAAGAUAGAGAAAAUAUGCAAUCCUCUCUUAGAAUCUACCUUCCAAAGGAUUAAAAUAAAAAUUGAAGGAAAAAAUGCUGGGAUGCCAGUAUGCCAUAGGCUAUACCAUCGUGUCCCAGCUCAGUACUGUAGUCUGGUGUGCAAAACGGGAUUUCAGAAAACCUACCCCUCCUCCUUACAAGACCAGAAAUACGGAGCUGGCAUCUACUUUAACAAGAACCCCAGGAACCUUGUAACAGAUACCAGGGAAAAAUGUGAAAUGGACCACUUGAUCUGUGUGUUUGAGGCUGAAGUUGUAACAGGCUCGUAUACAAGGGGCAAUCAAAGCUAUGUUGCACCACCAUUAAUUAGUGCAAGUAGUAUGAAACUCUAUGACAGUGUUGUUGAUGAUAUUCACAACCCUGAAAUCUUCGUCAUUUUCAAUAGGGAGCAAGCUCUCCCGCUAUAUUUGUUGACUUGUUCCCUGCUUUGGAAUCCAGUGCAGAAGACCCAGUUGGAACCAUCAGCUCAGAAUCUAUGAGGCCUUAAAAGUUCAACAAAUGAUAGGUACUAGGUUCUAUGAGUUAGGCUUAAGUAAUUUAUGUAUAUGGCAGUUCUCCAAUGCAGUGAAAAACCUUGCCUCGUUAACAAUCUUGAAGUAUCGUUAUUGCUUAAUAAGCAAUCUCAGCAUGGGAAGCUAUAAUUUGAUUUAAAAGAGAACUGUGCAUUCACAAUACAAGUUCUUAUAUUAAAAUGCCAACUUCAAACCAUCUGCAAAUAUUUGGCUUUUUUCUGUACAAGAAUAUAAUAGCAAGUGCUUCAUGCAGUUCAGGAUCAGCUUUUGUCUAAGUGCCAGAGAUGCUGCUUUUAUAAAUUUAAAACUUCAGAAAUUUCCAAGCAACUUUGUAUUUCUAGAAUGUCUUUGAUGAUUUAUUGAAUUAAGUGCUAUUAAAUCAGUUGGUUUAAAAUCCACAAUAGAUACCAUGUUUUUAUCAGCUGUACCACUAAUUGUCAAUGUAACAUUCAGAUCCUUCUGUAUGCCAUUGCAUACAUGCUUUGGAUAUGGAGUGAAUACUACCUGCAACUACAUUGGAAUAUAUGACCCAAAUUCUUAGGAUUAAAGGGGGGUAAAUAUUAUGAAUGACCUUUUAAUAGGUUAUGAUCCUUAAACAUUACUUUUGUUGCAUUAGCUAAAGGAGGCAAUAACUGGUGUGUGACAUAUUAAAAAUAGUAGAUUCAUUUGAAAUAAUGCCAUCUUUUGAGGUUUUCCAGUUUCCAUCUUUUAGUAGAUUCUUGAACAACUGGUCAAUAGCAUGUAUCAUAUGGUCUCUUAACAG